Messenger RNA from Salvelinus namaycush (lake trout), 2310 nucleotides. RefSeq lists its product as uncharacterized. The record is from RefSeq and is a predicted model, not a curated record. The transcript is spliced from 11 exons. NCBI's taxonomy places the organism in Eukaryota, Metazoa, Chordata, Actinopteri, Salmoniformes, Salmonidae. The coding region runs from base 97 to 1857 and encodes 586 amino acids.
CUAUCCUUGACACCACUGAAACAAUCACUGGCAGAGUGAGACAGACGUUGUGUGCAGAGACAUAUUGAGACAUUAUAGUGAGCCAUCGGAGAAAUAAUGCUGGUGGUGUGUGUCACUGUUGUCCUGGGUCUUCUCGCAGUGGAAGGCUCCCAGGCUGCCCCUUCAACCUCUGAGGAACUGGUAAAUGUAGCCUUGAAAAAAGUGGCCACACAGUCAUCAUAUCUUGACCAUCGCACUGCUCAAUUGGCCAUUGAUGGGAACAAAGCCACAAACGAUGUACCCUGCACCCACACUAAACAUGACACCAACCCCUGGUGGAGAGUGGACCUGCUGGAUGUGUACAGAGUGACAGGUGUCAGCAUCACCAACAGAGGAGACUGCUGUUCUGAGAGGCUGAAUGGUGCUGAGAUCCGCAUCGGUAACUCUCUGGAGAACAAUGGCAUCAACAACCCCAGAUGUACUGUCAUCAACCAAAUCCCAGCAGGUGAGACCAACACCUUCCAGUGUGAGAUGCAGGGUCGCUACGUUGUUGUGGUCGUCCCUAACAGGAAUGAACAUCUCACUCUGUGUGAGGUGGAAGUAUACGGCACUCCUGCAGUAAAUGUAGCCUUGAAAAAAGUGGCCACACAGUCAUCAUAUUUUGACCAUCGCACUGCUCAAUUGGCCAUUGAUGGGAACAAAGCCACAAACGAUGUACCCUGCACCCACACUAAACAUGACACCAACCCCUGGUGGAGAGUGGACCUGCUGGAUGUGUACAGAGUGACAGGUGUCAGCAUCACCAACAGAGGAGACUGCUGUUCUGAGAGGCUGAAUGGUGCUGAGAUCCGCAUCGGUAACUCUCUGGAGAACAAUGGCAUCAACAACCCCAGAUGUACUGUCAUCAACCAAAUCCCAGCAGGUGAGACCAACACCUUCCAGUGUGAGAUGCAGGGUCGCUACGUUGUUGUGGUCGUCCCUAACAGGAAUGAACAUCUCACUCUGUGUGAGGUGGAAGUAUACGGCACUCCUGCAGUAAAUGUAGCCUUGAAAAAAGUGGCCACACAGUCAUCAUAUCUUGACCAUCGCACUGCUCAAUUGGCCAUUGAUGGGAACAAAGCCACAAACGAUGUACCCUGUACCCACACUAAAUAUGACACCAACCCCUGGUGGAGAGUGGACCUGCUGGAUGUGUACAGAGUGACAGCUGUCAGCAUCACCAACAGAGGAGACUGCUGUUCUGAGAGGCUGAAUGGUGCUGAGAUCCGCAUCGGUAACUCUCUGGAGAACAAUGGCAUCAACAACCCCAGAUGUACUGUCAUCAACCAAAUCCCAGCAGGUGAGACCAACACCUUCCAGUGUGAGAUGCAGGGUCGCUACGUUGUUGUGGUCGUCCCUAACAGGAAUGAACAUCUCACUCUGUGUGAGGUGGAAGUAUACGGCACUCCUGCAGUAAAUGUAGCCUUGAAAAAAGUGGCCACACAGUCAUCAUAUUUUGACCAUCGCACUGCUCAAUUGGCCAUUGAUGGGAACAAAGCCACAAACGAUGUACCCUGCACCCACACUAAAUAUGACACCAACCCCUGGUGGAGAGUGGACCUGCUGGAUGUGCACAGAGUGACAGCUGUCAGCAUCACCAACAGAGGAGACUGCUGUUCUGAGAGGCUGAAUGGUGCUGAGAUCCGCAUCGGUAACUCUCUGGAGAACAAUGGCAUCAACAACCCCAGAUGUACUGUCAUCAACCAAAUCCCAGCAGGUGAGACCAACACCUUCCAGUGUGAGAUGCAGGGUCGCUACGUUGUUGUGGUCGUCCCUAACAGGAAUGAACAUCUCACUCUGUGUGAGGUGGAAGUAUACGGCACUCCUGCAGGGCCCUAGUUUUCAAAAGAGUCCUGUAAAACACUGGCUAUGCUUACAAAAAUAAAACAGGAAUCUUCAGGGUCCCUAAUACGUCACAUUCAAUGUGUUCAGCUACCACCAUUACAUGACUGGAGCCAUCUUGAUGUGAAAUAAGUAGGACAGGUGUUGAUGCCAAAGUUAGAAUAAACUCACUGCCAUACUAUACUCAAUAUAUACGUUAUUUCCUCAUAAAUGAUUUCUCUUUCAAUUUGUAUUUCUUCUUCUUGUAUAAGGGUGUCCUUUAUUCAUAAUGUCCCCGGUGGUCUGAUACUUCCCCCAAGAGGUUACCUGGAGAUGUUAUGAAUGCAGCAUUUGUUUGUUUGAUCUUUAACCUUUUGAGAAACCUAGGGUCAAAGUGUAAUGACCUUCCUGUUUUGUUUUAGUAAUUCACUUAUUCACAUGGAGAGAAAUAAAGCAUUUUAACUUGCUUAA